UGAUCGAGGGGAGGGGCUGGGGGAGGCGCCCCCCCCCCGUGGCUUGCGCUGAGCUGCGCGUUGUCCAUUCCCCAGUGCCUGAGCGCGGAGGCUCGGCCGUGACUCGGGUGGCAGAGACGAGCCAGGGCGCAAGGCACUCGUCGUGCUGGAGGGAAGAAGCCGCCGACAUGAGUUCGACUCUGGGCAUCAGCCUUUACGCGAGCCGCAAACGCAAGAAGCCAGUCCAACGCAGCCCUAAGAUGGAGGGCGGCCCGGCGGUCAAGACCAACCCGUCCAAGCGGCAUCGGGACCGCCUCAACUCGGAGAUGGAACGGCUGGCUGGCAUGCUGCCUUUCCCCCAGGACGUCGUGGCCAAACUGGACAAGCUGUCCAUCCUGCGACUGAGCGUCAGUUAUCUACGGGCCAAGACCUACUUCAACGUCACGACGAAUCGGAGUCAGAACCAGCUCACAAACGGAAAGCAAAUGUACGGUGGCUUGAUGGGUCCAGGACCACCUGGGAUCCAACCUGACCUGGACACACCUAUAGCAGAGGGGGAGCACCUGCUGCAGGCUCUCAAUGGCUUUGUGUUGGUGGUGACGGCUGAGGGACUGGUCUUUUACGUCUCCCACACCAUCCAGGAGUAUCUGGGCUUCCAUCAGUGCGACGUGGUCCAUCAAAGUGUGUACGAACUGGUCCACUCUGAAGAUAGAUACGAGUUCCUUCGACAACUCCACUGGGCUCUCAAGCCACCACCGGCAGCCAGAGAGGCACACAAAGACGGUUCAGGUGACCAGGAUGCCAGCACAUCAUCAGUGGCAGUAUACAACCCACAGCAGCUACCGCCUGAAAACUCCUCCUUCCUCGAACGCCAGUUCAUUUGCCGCUUCCGCUGUCUGCUUGACAACUCCUCUGGCUUCCUGGCUCUGCAGAUGCAGGGACGCCUCAAGUUCUUGCAUGGCCAGAACCGGCGUUCGGCGGAUGGGUCCCUUCAACCCGCGCAGUUGGCGCUGUUUGCAGUCGCCACCCCUCUCCAGUCGCCCUCUAUCCUGGAGAUCCGCACCCGCAACAUUAUCUUCCGCACGAAACACAAGCUGGACUUCACGCCCAUCGGUUGCGAUGCCAAGGGACGUAUUGUACUUGGCUACACUGAGCUGGAGCUUGCCAUGCGUGGAACCGGGUACCAGUUCAUCCAUGCCGCCGACAUGCUGCAUUGUGCCGACAAUCACGUGCGAAUGAUGAAAACUGGGGAGAGUGGCAUCACCAUCUUCCGGCUGCUCACCAAGGGCAACCGCUGGGCUUGGGUACAGGCCAAUGCCCGCCUCGUUUACAAGAACGGCCGUCCGGAUUACAUCAUAGCAACACAAAGGCCACUCAGCAACGAGGAGGGAGAAGAGCAUCUGCGCAAGAGGGCACUGCAGUUCCCUUUCGCCUUCACGACCGGUGAAGCAAUGCUCUACGAAACAGGCUUCCUGCCUCCGGAGAUGCAGGGGAACCUUCCUCCAAAAGAUGAAAAUCAUCUGUUAAUCAGGAGGAUGGGCAGCGGGAAGAAUUCUGAGUGGGACAAGAAGGUGGAUCCCAGCUCCCUGCUCGGUGCCAUGAUGCAGCAGGAUCAGACUGUGUAUGUGCGACCACCAGCCACUGAGAGUCGCUUUGCCACGGACUUGGCAGGGGGUAUAAGCAUGCCUAGCUUUUUGGCAGGGUCUUCACACAGCGUCGGCCAGGCUUCUGGGUGGAAUGGAGGCAAGGGCAGCUUGGUAAGCCACGUGAAGAUUGAGUCUGAUGUGGAGAAAUGCCUCUCUGAGACAAGUUCAUCGGAUUCUGGCUUUCAAGUGCCAGACGAAUUGAAUGAUAUUCUGGAAACACUGGGCCUAACCAUAGAUGACAUUGAGUUACUUGAGGAGGAGGAGAAACAGCUGAUGAUGGAUGUGGAUUGUACACCGGACCUUGAGAGUAUUCUUUCAAAUGAUGAUAUCCUUUCCUUGGUCCAGGAGUCACUCAAUAAAAACAACUACCUGAGGGUCCAACAGCCACAGAUGCGUCAUGGAAGCAGCAAUGAUUCCAACGUGCAAACAUUUGAGAACUUCUUGCAACCUUCACAGACAUUCAACGGAGGGGUGCAGUCUCAUAUUCCAACACAGAAAAUGCAUCCGUAUGGACAGUUUUGUGCAAUGCCUGCUGAUGGCAUUGAACAAAAGUUUAAAGUCCCAUGCACCAUGCAGGGUUCAACAAGUACAAGUGGAACACAACCUAUGUCCGUCCAGAAUGUCAGCUUGCAAAACACUCCCUUUGUAAGUUCUGUCCAGAAUGCUCAAAAUGGUCCACUUCAAUGUGCAACACAUAAUACUGUGUUUCAAAGUGGAAUGAGCCAAAGUAUAGUGCAAGCCACAACCAGGAAAAGUAACAUGCCUGGUCAGCUAUCAAACUUGCAGCCUCAGGACUUCAAAGGACAGCCUUGGGGCACCAGACAUGCACAAAGUCAAGAUAUUGCAAACACGAUGCAAGGCCACUUUGUCAUGAAUGGAAGUAAAGGGCAAAAUGUAGUAGCAACUCAGAGCUAUAGAGACAGGUUUGCAGGACAAAGCGUAACUUACAAUGAAACAAUUAAAUAUGGAGUCCUUUCCCAAAAUCUUGUGAAUGGUGUACCGCCACAGGACUCAAUGGGUGGAGUCACUGUCCAAAGUCCAGUCAGUGCCGUGCAGGUUGAAAGUCCACUGAAUAGUCUUCCGGUUCAGAGUGCAUUAAAUACAAUUCAUGGCCAAAUGCAAAUGAGUAGCCCAGGAGUGAAAAGUCAACUAGAUGCUGUACCAACGCGUGACAGUGCUCUUGACAACAUUUUAUCCAAAAACUGUAUGCAAACAUCAUCGGUUGGUGCUCAACCACAAGGCACCUGUGACUGGCCUUGUAAGACUCGCCCGCAAAACAUGCAUCUGCAGCCAAUGGAGUUUGCUGGAGGACAUACUGCAAACUUUAAUGGGACUGUCGGCCACAGAGAGAUCAGUACACCACAGCAAAUGUGUAGUACUGGAGUAGCAGAUCCUUUACAGCAAUCGUCAUUUCCCGGCCAAUCCCAACACUUCCUGGGCUACUCCACGGACUCGUCGCAGUUGGGAAACGCAAGGAACCAACAAGUGAACUCAUACCAGUAUAACAACGACCAGCAGCGUCAUCCGCUCCAGCAUCAAGGCCAGUACAAUGAGGAAAAACGUAUGGCUCCCUGCAAUUUCCAGAUGCAGAGUUCCUGUCCGCCAGCCAAUCAGCAACGACUCACUGCUGAAGAGAUGGCGGCCAUUUACUGCACACAAGGCAGUGUGCUGCUCCCGGCUGGUGUCGUCGGCACGGCGAACGCGGCAAGCCUGGCUCCUGCAGAUGACGCUCAACCCUACCCCGAGAUCAGCCAGACGGAAUACUACGGUUAAGUGUUUGGAAGAAAAAAAAGUUAGAUAUUCUUUAUGGGCUCAAGUGAUGGUGGGG
Molecule: messenger RNA, 3453 nt
Organism: Petromyzon marinus (sea lamprey)
Lineage: Eukaryota; Metazoa; Chordata; Hyperoartia; Petromyzontiformes; Petromyzontidae
Product: aryl hydrocarbon receptor
Biological process (GO): regulation of transcription by RNA polymerase II; response to xenobiotic stimulus; xenobiotic metabolic process
Cellular component (GO): aryl hydrocarbon receptor complex; nucleus
Molecular function (GO): transcription cis-regulatory region binding; protein dimerization activity; nuclear receptor activity
Source: RefSeq, a predicted model, not a curated record